AUGUCAGCGAAAACUUUGUUCCUGCUUAUUGCACAAAUAUUUGUUUUUAAGACUAUCUCUGCCUAUUGCCCUAAUUCAGGAUGGUCAGCAGGCCUGCCCAUCGCUGACGGUUUGGGUUGGACUCCAGGUUUUGCUUACGAAAAUUCAUUAGCUUCUGCUCCAUGUGCUGCUACCGUCCCAUUCCUAGGAGCAUGCGACCUUUUGGCGUCCCCACCCUCAUGCGGCGGUGGUUUUGUUAUCUCAAGCGCGUCGCCAGUUUCACCGUAUGGAGUUUCUGCUGUAUCUGAAAACGCAAUCGAAGGUAUCCUGUCAGUCGUAGGUGAACUGCCAUUUUUGGGUACAGUUGGAUUAGAAGGUGUUUUGCCAACUUCUGGGGCUGGUGCUAUCUUGUAUGGUUGUGGCAAUGGAAAUGUGGGAAUCGUGAGCGAGAACACUUCACCGAAUGCUGCUGGAUUAGGGUGGCCAUCAAAUGGAUUGAACUACGGUCCAGCGGCGUUCAAUGGUUUCGGAUACGGUACUGGAUGGGCUGGACCUGUUAAUGGAUGUGGUUGUGGUGCCGUUUAG
Parnassius apollo (apollo) is the source of this 564-nucleotide messenger RNA. Lineage: Eukaryota; Metazoa; Arthropoda; Insecta; Lepidoptera; Papilionidae. The record is from the annotation of a GenBank genome assembly.